GGUUACGUUCGCAAAAGGAUCUAUUUAAAGGAUCGGUUGUCCGAUCGGUCGCAAUUUUUGAGCUCCCGAGGUCGUUUUUGACGCGUGUCCCGGGCCGCGCGUUGCAUUCCCGCGCACGUUUCCGCAUUCUUCACGUCUCUCGUAGAAAAAGAAGUCUCCUCGUGUCUCGCGCUGCACAUCCCCGGAACGUCGUUCCCCAUGGAAAAGAGCGUCGUCGAUCUCAUGACGUUUCUGGACAUUUGCCAGCUCUACCUGCACACCAGAAAGAAGUCCCGGAAUCUCUGCACCCUCUGGGCGAUCGUGACGUUUAUACGCACGGAGGACACCGGCGAUUUUCUGCGAUGGUGUCGCGCGUACACGGUGCCCCGCUUGCGGUACCGUAGGGAUCGCCCGAAGAACGCGGAAAACGCGGAGAAGCCGAGAACCGACAAGCUGUUGCUCAGAUUGCUGCAGGAGUUGUUCUAUUGCGGAUGUUUGCCGCCGUGCGAUAUCGGUCUAUAAGAUACGCGCGUCAUCGCGAGUAUAUAUAUACCGUGUCGUGGGUGAAGUAAAAUCGAGCGCGUGUGGGACACGCGGAAGAAUCUCCCCCGAACUAUAUUAUUUACAUUUCAAACGGUCGUCCUCGGAAAAAGCAAUAUAUCAGACCUACCGAAGAAGUUCCGAAAACCCGAUCCUCCCCGAUUACAACACACUUGUUGACAAAUGUCCACAUUUCCGAGAUUUCUAUUUCCGGGAUGGUUAUAUUGUUACAACCGCCCCCAACAUGAAUACAGUGCAGCUGUUCGUGAAAGAAAGAAAGACAGGAGAGUUGUCUUCACGACGGUUGUUUGAUCAAAGAUCUUGAAUCGCCAAUUGGAGCGAUUCGUGCGCGCAGCUCUGAUUCUCUCCUUUCGGAUUCAUUUCUGUAUUAAAUAUCGGAACGUGUGUGUUGUAUUUUAGUAUGUGUUAAUAAAAAGAGUGUGUUAUAUUUUAGUUCCGUUAUAUACAUAUUUUUAGAUUUUUAUCCGAUACUUCGCGAUAACGACAAUUUACAUGGAAAAGGACCACAUUUAAUAGUAAAAACGUUUGUCAUUCUAUACAUCAUCGUGAGCGCACAUGUGGACGAGGGAUAAAUCAGCUUAGCGAGAGGGAUGUCUGAGAGCGACGGAGAGCAUGCAGCUCGCUCGGUGGCCUUAGAGCAAGCCUACGUCCACGAAGUAUACGAGCAAUGCGCCGAGAAAACCACGCAAAGUAAACACUGGCCACGGGUGUAUCAGUUUCUUCAGGAGCUCGAGCCCGGUGCUCUCGUCUGCGAUAUCGGUUGCGGUAACGGGAAAUAUCUCAGCGUAAAUCACAGCAUCUUUAAAAUAGGAGUCGACCGAUGCAAGCGUUUUACGGACAUCGCGCGAGAAAAAGAAAACGAGGUUUUGAUUUGUGACAAUCUGGCCCUGCCGUUCCGGGAAGAGAGUUUCGAUGCGGUGCUGUCGAUCGCCGUGGUGCAUCACUUCGCUACCACGGAGAGAAGGGUACACGCGUUGAAGGAAUUAGCCCGGGUUCUCAGGAUCGGAGGCAGACUCGUUAUAUCCGUCUGGGCUAUGGAACAAAAACAUCGAAAAUUUGAAUCGCAAGAUGUUUUAAUACCAUGGCCCAAGUCGUAUUGCAUGAGCGGGGGUUCAGACGGAACGAAGCAUUCGAGCGCAUCCGACGGUAACGAGAAGCGAGAUGAGAACGUUACUCAGAAACACACAUCAUCUUCCAAAAAAAAUAGCCAACGAAAAUGCAAAAGCAAGAGUUAUUGGAUCGAUCCGAUAUUUAGCCUGUCACCAUCCACCAGCAGCCUCUCUAGUCCGAAUGAGACCUGUUAUAGUUGUUUCCGGAGAGCACUACAGAAACUAGCGAGAAGCAAACGCGGAAGUGGCGCUUGGUUUCCUGGAAGUUGGCAGAGCAGCACCAAGAGCCGGCGACACUGCGACUCCGAGGACAUGACCGACGUGGACGAUCUACCGAUCGAAUUACGUCGCGUGGAGAUCACGCACACGCUGACGAUGACGAACAAGCACUCGGCGGACACGCUGAGCAUCAAGUCCAAGAGCCUCGGCGACAUCCUGGAGAUCGAGCGGCUCGAUCUGGUGCGUUCCCGGUCAAGCAUCCCCGGUUUCUCUUCAUCCGAGCUGGUUCUGGACGAACGAUCGGUCUCGUCUUCGUCGAGCGGCUCGAAGCCACGGCUGGUCAAACAGAAAUCGUGCGUGGAAGAAACCGGCUUGGAGAAUCCCGAAGACACUGCCAUUGAAAAUUUGAUCAAGGAUCUUCCGAACUUCUCCUGUCAGCCGUUGCGCAGGCGCAACGUGCCGUUGAAGCAGAGCUCGAUGAACGAGGAGCUGAUGUCAGUGGAUCGUUUGGAGGAGAAGGAACGAGUGCGCCGAAACAUCAUGAAGCAGGCGUCGCUGAACGAGGAGCUCAUCUGCAAAUGGCGCACGUUCGAGGCGCUCAAGGAUUCGAUCAGCCCGGUGAACGCCAGCCGGCGCUUUCAACUGUUAAAAAACGGACUUACCAGCAAGAUCAAGCGCUCCACCACCAAUAUCGAAAAGGUCUCCAGCAUGUCCAUUAAGAACGGCUUUGUGCGAAUGCUGCAGGGAUGGAAAUCCGGUGAAAACGAAUCGGUAUCCGUUACGACGACAGCGGAGACAACAACGAUAUCGAAACCGGCGGACAAUAAGGUGCAACCAGUAACGGUUAUGAAACGCAGCAUCGAGGGCGUCGAACGUCGCCUUUCACGCGAGGACGGCUCGGACUCGUCCAAAGACAGCAGUCUACAGAGUGAUACAAGCGUCGACUCUGAGGACAGCUUCGCGUCGGUGAUUUUCGUGCCGAAGCCGGACGUUGCUGCGCCGGCGCCAUCGGCAUCGUCUACGGUAAACGAGGUUCCUUCCGCGUCGCGUCCAGCAGCGCUGCAACUCGCAACGACAUCGGCACCGCCGUCGCCGCGCGUUAAACAACCGCCGGAAGGCGGUCUAUCCUCUAGAUUUAAAGUGAUCGGUGUGUCACCGUUGCUGAAGCAAACGUCAACUGUCGUAAAUACAAAUACAAAUACGAAUACGAAUACGAAUAUAAAUACAAGUACGAAUACGAGUACGAAUACGAAUACGAAUACGAAUACGAAUAUGAAUACGAAUCAUCCGAGUGAAACGGUGAAAACCGGCGCGGAAACGUUUGGAAACACUUUGCAGAUGUCGUCACGAGGACUCUGUCUGGUACCCGAACCGACUGAGUCCGAGGCGGAGCCGGACACCGCACCACUGCUACGUGCCUUCAGCGACGUUACCAAGACUCGUGAACCGGUCAUAAACGAAGAUGACAACCGAAAGGCCAGAUUAAAUCAAAUCAAGGAACUGCUCAUAGCGAAACCAGGUUUCGCGACGCGUAGCAGACCGUCGUUUCCAUUAGUUAGACGAGCCUCCACGGCAGCCUCGGGUCGUCUGGAGACCGUAACGAGGAUUCUGCCGCGUCUACUUUCUCUGGAGUUGUUCAAUCCAGAGACCGACGACCUGGAUAGCGACUCGAGCGGUGUAUCGUCGCCGGAAUCGGUCGGCUCGGUAAUCAGCGUUACGUCGGACGAGAAAUAUAUCGCGAGAAAAGAAGCCGAGGAAAAGAAGAACAGCGCGCAAAAUGUGACGGACGAAGAAGCCUCCAAAUCGAACGGGGACGACGUGUCCGAGAAGACGAAGGAAACGGAAAAUCUGCGCGACGACGAAUCAUCGUCGAGUCUGGGAACCAUCACAACGACAGUCGAAAAUUCAAGCGCGCAAUCUCCAAAUCCUCUGUAUGAGGAUUCCACAUCGUCCGUGGAUUUGGAGAAUAAUACGUCUUUCGCGGAAAUCGAAAUGACACGCGACGCUUCCCAAGAUAGUCUAGGAAUCGACGCAAUCCGCUCCACGUCGCGCGUUCUUCUCGAGAGCGGAAAGACCAUAUCCUCGCAAUCGAUGAAACUUCUCGAAGCCGCUGCAAAUGUGGCGAGCUCUCUGGAAGACGCCGUAGGGGCGGCGAUUCAACGCAACAGCCAACCGGAACAAUCAUUCUCGCAAUCAUACUCGCAGAUUGCGCAACGAAGGAAUAACGACGCUGUUUGGUCGCAGUCAAAUGUCCGAACGCGAGCGUACUUGAAGCACGAUCGUAAGUCCGCCUCGGUGGAUCUGAGCGGCUACACCAACGAAUCGAGCAGCGAUCUCAUACGAGACAUCAGUCGGUAUUGCCAGAACUCGUCGUUCGAUAUUUUUGGAGUCCACCCGACGUCGCAAACCACGCCAUCGUCGCUGGGUGUUGUGGACAAUAAUUUGGCCGCGGAAUCGAACACUACGGCCUGCUGGAAUGACUGCAAUCAAGUGCCCAAGGAAACCUCGUGGAUCAUAAACGAAGCGUACAACAAACCCGAACACGAGAAGUUCGCCAGUGCAAUCCAAUCCGAACCGACACCGAGACCCAAAAACAUCUGCGAGAAUCACUCUGUGCUCCAGCCUAACUUUGACAGUAAUAGGUCAAAACGAGAAUUUAAAUACGAAGUUCAGACUGAAAACAAUAAGCUCAGACUCAAUCCUCAAUCUAGCGAGAAAUCGAAAUCCAAAUUCGACGUUGUGUCCAGAUUCGAGCCUGGAUCCUACACCACAUUUGCGUGCGAUAUCAAAGAAACGAUCGUCCAUUCCAAAGACGAGCUUAAUUCCAAGAACACGAUCAAUCUUCAAUCCGGCAUCGAUUCUAAAUCCAACGUCGAUCAGGAACGACGUUGCUCCAAAACCUCGCCGUUGCUGCGCAGCACUUCCGACGACAUACUGGACUUCGUGAUGGUGUCGAAAACAGGCGAAGAAUUCGAAUGCGAGGACGCGGUAGAGUUGAAGACAACCGGAAACAAAUGGCAUUCUUCCCAGGACGGAUUGUCGGUAGGUUCGAGCGACGUGGGCGACUCUCUAAUGGAAAACACAACGACGAGCUUGAGCGACGGCAGCCAGGCGGAGUGCUCGACGGCGAGACUGUUCACUGGUAGCACGGUGUCGUUGGUGUCGAAUCUGAAUGCGGAGAACAAUCGUCGAUCAUCGGUCGAGCGACGGAGACUGCAGGAACGCGGCCGAUCGUUGGAUGAGAUGUCGACCGAGGCGAAGAAACGUGACGCGGAUUGUUUGGUCACCACGAGCACCACCGAUUCUCUGAGCAACGCGUCGUCCCAGGAGUCACUGCCCUCCGAUCGCGGCGGCGGCUCGAUCACUUAUCAUCAAUACUACCACGUCUUUCGGGAGGGCGAGUUGGAUCAGCUUAUCAACAAGUACGUUCAGAAUCUGCAUAUCAUCUCAUCGUACUACGACCACGCAAGUUGGUGCGUCGUCGCCGAGAAAGUGCAGGUUUGGACUAUAUGACUUCAAAUAUGGAUCAACGAGUGAAGGACCAGCGGCUGUGAAUGGUGUUUAAUAUUUCUCGACGCGAGUCGCGAUUCGUUUUCGCGUCUCUCGCAACUCGACUUUGCCAACCUGUACCGGGUGUCUUGACGAAGAAUAAGAAUAUCAACUAGACGGGAUCAACUUUUUGAAAAAAUUUGCAUUCGCUUAGGUUUCGCCCUUCAGUCAAGAAUAUAUAGUUCCUCAUGUAAACGAAUUUAUAUAAGGAAAAACGAGCCGCAAACAGAUUUAAAUCUAAAAAAAAAAAAUGCUAAAAGUUUACAAUUCCUGUAUGUAUGUACAACUUCUUGUUAAUUUUCUCUGACGCUUUGCGGUUCCCCCAUGCUGUUUAGAUUUUAAAUUAAAGAGAGAGAGAGAAAGAGAGAGAGAGAGAGAGAGAGAUGGGUUUGGAACUAUAUUACUUUUGAGAUCGAGUAUUGAUCCCUUUUUUUUGGGACAUUGUGUGGCGGGCUGAGUGCGCAGACAAAAAUCUCGCUUCGAGUACGAGGUUUUACGACUCUAAAUCCAUGGAUCUAAGAGUCUAAGGACCUCAGAAUUCAGGGGUCCAAAGAAUCCAAGGAUUUAAAGGCUCAAGUAUUUCGUAAUAAUUCGAGUACGUAAAAUCUAUAAAGUAUAAUAAAUACACGCGAGUUGACUUUUUAACGAUUCGUUCUCGAAAAAAAAACUCUGCGACGAUCUAUAUCGCUGUUAAAAAAUAUUUGCUUUACGCUCGUUGAACAUUCUCCUUUCACGUUUGUCUCAUCAUGAAAAAAAGAGAUUUCUCCGUUCGCGACGUCACUAAAGUGCUGACUCGAAGAAAAGUAUAUACACUGUAUAUAUAUAUAUAAUUUUAAAAACUUCACGAAAAUUAAGGACAAGCAACUAAUCCACCGAGUAUCGUCGUUGGUGUAUCACCCAAUUUAAAAGUUAAGAAUAUUCCAAUAAACGCGAUAGAUAUCGAUAACACGUAAUUUUUUUUAAUGCAAAUAAUAUACCACUAAUGUUGCAACAAGAGAUUUGAUUUUUUUUUUUUUUUUUACAUUCGACUCUCGUGCGCGUACUCCAUCUUCACUUCAGUGACGUUUCGGAACCGCUCAUGUGUCACUUAUCGCACGCGCAUACCUUGAAAACAACGAUUGUGAGUAUCACGAUUCUUUGAGGGCUCGAUGAGAAGAAUGUGAAAGGGAAGCGAAAGGAAACUCUCGAUGCGAGAGUUUCCCUAAAAGGGUGGUGCGAUCUAAGCGUUAUAUAUGUUGUGCGUUAAAAACGUAAUAGAAAAAAAAAAAAAAAAAAAAAAAGAAACUUUCAGAACUGUCAAACCGACUCUUCGCUAUGAGGAGUACAUAUUUUCUAGCUUCUCGAGAAACCGACAAUAUCCGAAUGCUUCAAACGUAGAUAUACCUCAAUAAUGCGAACAUUUCACUUCCAAAGAACGUGUAAAUGUAUACGUUUACACACAUACAUAUGCGUAACGUACACGUGCGCGCGAGAGCGCAUACACACGAACACACGUACACACACACGGAAAAAGAUGUCUCUUAUUUGUAGCAAUUUAUUGGCACUAAUACGAUACAUCGACGUUAGAUUAAUAUUUGCAUUAAUAUUAAUUAUUGGCAUCUCAUAAAAUUGGCAAGUACAGACAAUCGCAAACGACGAAAGAAUACGGAAAUGUGGCACAAAAAUCAAAGAAAAAUAUCUUAAAGACGUCUAUCUAAAUUAUCUUAGUCAUCUUUUUGAUAUCUUUCGGAUGUCUUUUGUGCGCUGUUGGGAAUUGUUAAAAACAAAAAUCAAAACCAAAAUAGAUACAACGACGUUUAUAUAUAACGCGUGAAUAAGAGACAUCCUACAUACGCAUACACAUAUGGCAUAUACGUACAUACUUACGUGAUAUAUACAUAUAUAUAUAAUAUAUUAGAAUAUAAGGAUUCAAGGAAUCAAUAAUCUAAAAAUCGAAUGCUUAUAUCCUUGGAUUUUUUCUCUCUUUGCUUAAAAAUUUUUAUUCUCUUUAAAAAAGCUUUACUUACUUGUUGAAUUUUUGUGGUACCGAAUUUUCUUUCGUUUCUUGGAUUCUUGCAAAUUAUUGAAGUAUACUAUUUAUUAGUUUUUAAUUAAUUAAUUUUUUGCGCACCGCAACGCGUUAAUAUCUUUAAGGAUAAAAAGAAAGAUUUUUUCUCUACGGCGACGUGUGUGUGCGCAUAGAGAAAGAAACCCUUUCCCUUCGAAAUUGAUACAUCGCAACGCGCGUAGUGUGCACAAUCGUGCUUAUAUCUUUGAAUCUUUUCACACUUAAAUCUUUUUUAGAUUUCUGUGCGAUUCUUCAAACUAAAUGAUUGUAUGAAAUUUCCAAAACGUGUUGAAAUUUUAAUUUUUUAAUUUGUACACAAUGAAAUAUUCAAUAAUAUCCAAGGAUCCAAGCAUCCGCGUACACCAAUACGUAUAUUCACACCUCAUAUAGAAAAGAAAAACAUAUAAGUGUAAUCUAAGCUUUGUUAUUUUUAUGAACUCAAUUAAUAUUGUGUCCAUCGUUCUUAGUUCUUUAAACGAAGUUUUUAUUGUAACUCUUUAAACCAGUCAUUUUGCAUUUCAAUAAAAUUUUUAAUAACAAUGUGCAUGCGAUAUUCUGUAGAACGCGUUGUGCAACAGUUUGUGAUAUCUCUCAACCGUUGGAAGCGCUCGCUCGACGGAUCGAAAAUCAAGACAAAAGUUAUUAUAAACGGUUGCGCAACGAUUACGUCUUCUGCCGAAUGCUGCCGAUGUACCGAUUAUGUUCAAGACUUCGGCAAGAAAAGUUAAAUUCUCUAUUAUUAUUUCCGGCUUUUGUGGUGAUAGAAUAUAAAUGAAAUAUGCAAUAAGAGAAAAGUUCGAAAAGAUGAGGAGGAAGUAAAAAGUAGAUACAAUGCGGUGCGCAUGAGUUUGGAACUGUUGGUUAAAAAGUAAAAUCGUUUGGUCGACGAGAAAAGCCGCUAUUCUAAAGAACUGUUUAGUUAGUUUAUUUAGCAAACACAUUUUAGCAAAUAGCUGACGAUGAUUCUUUUCUAAUUUCUGAAACUUCGAGUCAUAUGUACUGUAUUUAAUUCGCGAAGGAGAGGAAGCAUGUGAAAAAAAAAAAAAAAAGUAUGAACGUAUGUGUAUGCGCGCGAGAUUGAGAGAGCGGGAGAGAAAGAGACCAACGCGGGAGAUGUAAUCUCAUAAUUAAAUAAACACACACAUGUAAAUAUGUAAAAUAAAGUGUUCCUGACGUAAAACGCACAGAAAAUCGUCAGAAAAUAGUUAACAAGCGACAAUACUGAAUAAAAAUUAUUUGCCGGACCUUUUGUUCCGCAUACGGAACACGUUCUAUACAAACCUCCGUUAGAUGUUGGACACGUAUCAUAUUUGAGUUACGGGCGU
Messenger RNA from Pseudomyrmex gracilis, 8789 nucleotides. RefSeq lists its product as uncharacterized. Gene Ontology annotation, molecular function: S-adenosylmethionine-dependent methyltransferase activity; tRNA binding. The transcript has 7 exons. The record is from RefSeq and is a predicted model, not a curated record. NCBI's taxonomy places the organism in Eukaryota, Metazoa, Arthropoda, Insecta, Hymenoptera, Formicidae. Gene Ontology annotation, biological process: tRNA wobble uridine modification. The coding region runs from base 1131 to 5381 and encodes 1416 amino acids. Gene Ontology annotation, cellular component: nucleus; cytoplasm.